Ostertagia ostertagi is the source of this 531-nucleotide messenger RNA. The record is from the annotation of a GenBank genome assembly. NCBI's taxonomy places the organism in Eukaryota, Metazoa, Nematoda, Chromadorea, Rhabditida, Trichostrongylidae.
AUGAAGUGGAAGUUCCUAACUCGUAGAUUUUCAUCACGUACAUGUCAGAAUGUUGAGAAGCUAAUCGCAAAGCCAGCAUUCAACUGUGAGCCAAAGAUGACCAAGGUCGUCAAUGAUGUUGACGGUUAUUUCAAAUAUAAAUGCGUGACAGGCGGGAGGCGUGGAUGGGAUGUUAAUAUCGUCGCCUGUGUAAUGAAGGACGGCACUGAGAUUGAAGCUGGCACACAGAAGACCAUCGGUGAAGCGGUAAUGGAUUGUCGAAAGGAAGCUGAUGGAAUAACGGUAACUCUCUCUUCAAGUCCCGCAGAGAAUGCUUCCUGUGAAGGACAUAAACCAGGUGAAGAGUGGCUACAUGCUGAUAUUUUCAAAGUACGAUGUGGUCAAUAUGGGAAAUGGCAAUUUUUGGGUUGUGUCGUUGAUGGGACCUUCUAUAAGGACGGAGAAACAUUUCAAAUUGCGCGAGAAGAUAUGAAGUGCUGGAACCAGAAAGACGGGAACAAAGACCACUAUAGGUUGUCCCCUGUAGAAUGA